AUGUUGAUAGAUGUUGUGUUGAUGAGAAAUGAGGAUGAGAAAGAAGUAAGGACCGUUUCAUUUACCAAAUAUUGCAAUAUUAUAUUCAUCUACGAUGUGAUCGAAACUACGAUAUCCGACCUAGGUUGGUGCGAGAAUAGGAGUCAUAGCAGAGCAAGCAGACCGCCCGACAUUCCUAUAAAUUUAUAA
This is a messenger RNA of Cavenderia fasciculata, 189 nucleotides long. RefSeq lists its product as uncharacterized. The coding region runs from base 1 to 189 and encodes 62 amino acids. The record is from RefSeq and is a predicted model, not a curated record. The transcript has a single exon. NCBI's taxonomy places the organism in Eukaryota, Evosea, Eumycetozoa, Acytosteliales, Cavenderiaceae.